GCCCGGCCCGGCCCGGCCCCGGCACAGCGGCGGCGGCAGCAGCAGCAGCAGUUUCAGGUGAUAUUCAAAAGCUGUGCCCUGAAGCAAGGAAGUCUGAGUUACUGAAAAGGAAUUAGAGAGCAAGGUGAGGAAGGAAAAAGGAUAUGGAAAUACUAAUGGAUGGGUGAAGGAGAUCUAAGCAAGGAAGCUGGCAAACAUUUCCUCUCCCUUCAGGCCCCUUCUUGCUGAGUGUAUUGCAGGAUCAGAACAGGAAAGGCCUAGGGUCUGUAAGAGAAGGUGGGUGAGGAAAGUUUGGUGAUAAAGUGCUGAGAGGCUCUUCCUUGGCCUCUCAGUGCAGUACUGUGGCUCUCCACUCUCCGUGCUCUUGAUUCUUAAAUGAAUCUGAACUCUGACACACCAAUAUUUCAUUCUUCUUCAUUACCUGUGUGUACUACACACCUUGAGUGGUGUGACAAGGCCGUCCAGUCCAAAUGUAUCACCUCUGAAAAAUUAAUUUAAAUGUGUUGGAUUCAGACAGCCUGGAGCAUGUUCAUAUAGUGUCUCACAGUGGGCUACAGAGAUGGAGGUCUGCUUUCUUCUACAACUGACAGCAUCCAUAUGGUUAGUCUUAUGUUGCACCAUAAGACUAACCAAACCUUUAAAAUACUGGCUGAAAUACAAUGAAUUAGGACUACUCUGGUUAAGAUAAGUUUUGGGGAUUUUUUGUAUUUUUGUCAAUUUUGGAGCCAGCAGAUUGAUAAAUCCUAGGGAGAGAGGGGAAUUCCUUUAAUUGCUUGCCUUUAAAAAAAGCUUUUGUAUAAAGAUUCAUCACCAUUAUAAAACUGGUAAUUAAUGGUGUCUCUUCAAACAUCCUGCUGAUAACCACUGCUAUAUCCACAGGCCCUGCAACGCCAGAGUCUUCCUGCAAAAUCUGAAGAUUCAGUGGAAGAACCCUAAAUGGAGUAGAUUUCUGUGUGUAUACCUUCAGGGCAGAGGGAGAGAGUUGUUAAAAGGUUGCACAUUCCAUUUUUAGCUCUAUAGGCUGUCCCACUAACUGGUUGUUUCUCACUGGAUAAGUUCAGAGUACUCUUCUGACUGGGUGUCUUGAUAGCUUCUUCUUUGAAUACCACUUCUUUCAGACUUAAGACUGGGCAGGGGCAAGGCACAAGAGCACAGGGAUCUCCUCUUCUUGAAGUCCCUGGUGGUGUAAAGCCUUGAAGUCACUGAAGAAAGAUCACUUACAUAGCAUUUUUCUCCUUUCAGAAAUUGUCAUCCAUCACUAUGAAAAACAACAUCCUGUGAGUUCGUUUCAAACUUUCUUCAGAUAAGCUGUGCUCUGAGCUCUGCUGAGGAAAGCUGAUGUCCUUGGGAAAGCAUGGCCUUCCGUGGCUGGAACUGGCUUCUCCUCUUGGGCAAGCAGAACACCCUUGCCAAGGUGUGGAGAAGCAGGAGAGGAGGCCCCUCUCUGUGCUGGCAGCGCUGUUGCCACUGGAGCUCAGGCAAGCCUUUGGACCCCGAGGUGAGAGCAUUUUUGGAGGAGAACACCGAGGUCACCAACAGAGGGCACCUCACCCCUGAGAUCCGGCUGCGCCUCCUCACCCCCCGCUGCAGGUUCUGGAGAGAAAAGCCUGACCUGUGGCCUUAUGGGGACCCAUUCUGGGCAAUUUACUGGCCAGGAGGCCAAGCCCUCUCCAGGUAUAUUUUAGAUAAUCCACGUGUGGUUAAAGGGCGAUCGGUUCUGGAUCUUGGAAGUGGCUGUGGAGCAACAGCAAUAGCUGCUGUGAUGAGUGGUGCAUCCCAAGUCCUUGCCAAUGACAUUGACCCUAUUGCAGGAAUGGCAAUGAUCUUGAACUGUGAACUGAACCACCUGAAUCCCUUCCCCAUCACCAUUAAGAACAUCAUUAAUUCAGAGGCUGGCAACUGGGACCUCAUAGUUCUAGGAGACAUGUUUUAUGAUGAACAACUUGCUGAUGGUCUGCAUCACUGGCUGCAGAAGUGCAUCAGGAUUCACCAGACUGAAGUGCUGAUUGGUGACCCUGGCAGGCAUCAGUUUUUAAGCCACAGCAUUCACAGUCAGCUGCACAAAGUUAUAGAAUAUUCAUUGCCUGAGUCUACGAGACAAGAAAACUACGGGCUAACCUCAAGUAUUGUCUGGAGCUAUCAGCCCUCAAACAGCUUAGAUGAUUCUUGAAGCUGCCCUUCUAUGGGAUUUUGUCUCACUUGAUUGGCUUUUUGCAGGUAUAUAACAUGAAAAUGGGAAUUAAAGAGGGAACAUUAUCUGUUAAAGUAAAGCAGCUUACUGUACCUUCACUAGACUGAUUCCAGUCACUGGACUGAUUGAUAGUCACUGAGGCUUUUGCUCAAUUUGGUGUAAAAGCUACAUGCAAACUGUAUUCAAAGGGUCCUGCACUGAAGUGCAGAUCUACAGACAACUUCCAUGUAGGAGUUUGCAUGCUUGAUGUUUCCCAUGUGUAUUUGUGUCCUGCUGCCAUUACUGUGAAAUGUUUUGGAUGUCCAGCAUACUGCUGUGGGGAGAGGGCUGUGGCUGAAGGACUACUGCACUGCUCCUACAGGCUUCUGCAGCUUGUUUAUAGAGAAUUUCUAAAUAUAGAAAUUAUUGCUGUCCUCCAUAAAAUUCUCCACUAGACUUUUAGCUCAUAAUAUGCUCAACUUGAAGUGCCUUGCUCUUUUUCUGGGUAUCUCUUCUGAAUGUCGAAGUAACUAAUUUAAAUCUCCCCCUUUCCAUCUGUAAUAAAAAUUUCCUCUUCCUUGAAACUGACAGUGUGAUUAUGUAGGAGUUGCACCCAAAUCUAAACUCUGCUUCUUGACUGCCAGCCAGUGUAAAAGCUGUAAUAAAUGGAAAUUGAAUAAAUAGUACCAGCUAUGGGCUACCUUCAUUCCCUUGAGAGUAGGGUCAAAUUAUCUACAUUCCCUACAUUACCCUUUGCAAGGGUAAACCAGGUGAUCUGUCACCUUGGGAAGCUGCUGAGGGAUGAAGUAGUCUCUACUUCUGUGACAAACAAAGGGUAAUGAAAUAAAAACAGAGAAAACAA
Messenger RNA from Serinus canaria (Common canary), 3032 nucleotides. It is a transcript of the gene ETFBKMT, whose product is annotated as electron transfer flavoprotein subunit beta lysine methyltransferase. Gene Ontology annotation, biological process: peptidyl-lysine trimethylation. Gene Ontology annotation, molecular function: protein-lysine N-methyltransferase activity. The record is from RefSeq and is a predicted model, not a curated record. Gene Ontology annotation, cellular component: mitochondrial matrix. The coding region runs from base 1355 to 2170 and encodes 271 amino acids. NCBI's taxonomy places the organism in Eukaryota, Metazoa, Chordata, Aves, Passeriformes, Fringillidae. The transcript is spliced from 4 exons.